Molecule: messenger RNA, 1362 nt
Organism: Penicillium arizonense
Lineage: Eukaryota; Fungi; Ascomycota; Eurotiomycetes; Eurotiales; Aspergillaceae
Gene: rtt106
Product: putative negative regulator of DNA transposition (Rtt106)
Exons: 4
Coding region: 1-1362 (453 amino acids)
Molecular function (GO): nucleosome binding; histone binding
Source: RefSeq, a predicted model, not a curated record
AUGGCAUUCUCCUCAAUUAAUUCCUCGGGCGUGCCCAUUGCCGCCAUCGAAGAGGCAUUCGCGACAGAGCCCUCAUUGAAGAAGAGAGUCUACGAUGCGAUCGGAACAACACCGCAGCACCAACCUUUGUUUGAAGAUCUUGCGAAACACACCUCCAGCCUGCUGGCCAGGACUGCUAAGACUACCCUCCCUUCUCGGCCCUCGGCCAGUGAUGGCCCUGCCGCUAAAAAGCGCAAGCUGCAGAAUGGUGACUCGGGUGAGACUGCGCAGGCGUCAGUCGACAUGAAGAACGGCGAUGCGCCUGUUCAGUUCUACGUUCAAGAUGUCUCUUUCGCUACACCGCAGAGGAAAAAGCUCACGCUUGAGAUCACUGCUGGGCACCGAUUCCUUCGGGCAAGGAACCAAACUACAAAGGAGAUUGAAUUCGGUGUUUCUAUGGACAAGAUCCGACAUGCGCUCUGCCUUCCUGUGCCAGAAAAGACUCAGAAACAGUUCAAUUUUUGCAUCAUUCCCGAGUAUGCGGAUGGCAUCACACCCCCACCUGAGGGAACAACAGUCUCCGAAGCUAUGGUGUUUACGAUAGCCGAUGGGCCAGCCAAGGCUGCAUUCUCAGGGAAUGGGCAGCAGAUUGGAAAUGGCUCGGGCGAAACGGCCGAGGGACUGCUACGCAAAAUCCUGAAUGACAACCUGUCUCACACCAAUGUUGUGCGCCCCGAUGACCGACAGUUUGUCAGUGCCAUGCCAGAGGCGCACCGAAAGGGCGAGAAAGCAUACCAUGUUAAGGCAUUCCGCGGCAGCAAAGAAGGCUACCUCUUCCUUCUGUCUACGGGCAUUCUGUUCGCGUUCAAGAAACCGCUUCUGUUUUUCUCGUUCGACACCAUUGACUCGGUCUCGUACACCUCUGUCCUGCAGCGGACAUUCAACCUCAAUGUCAUGGCUCGCCCAGCAAACAGCACCGAGGAGGACAUCCAAGAAUUUGAAUUUUCAAUGGUUGACCAGGAUAACUUCUCCGGAAUCGACGCGUAUAUCAAGCGCCACGGUCUUCAAGAUGCCAGUCUGGCUGAGGCGCGUCGCGCUAAGGUUUACAACGUGAACAAAACCGGGGAAGAUCUAGCAGCACCUACCGCUGAAGGAACCGGGGAAGGUGAAAGCGAGCUCCAGAAAGCCCAGCGCGAGCUUGAGGAUCAAGAGGACGAAGAAGAAGAGGACUACGAUCCUGGCAGUGACGAUAGUGAAGGCAGCGGGUCCAGCAGUGAAGAGGACAGCGAGGAGGAAGAAGAAGAAGCCCAGGACAGUGACGAAGAUAUGGAUCUGGUCAAGAAUGAGCUUGGCAGUGAAGCUGAAGAUGCUGGAGAUGAUUAA